This is a messenger RNA of Impatiens glandulifera, 1036 nucleotides long. RefSeq names its product glycosyltransferase BC10-like. Gene Ontology annotation, molecular function: glycosyltransferase activity. The record is from RefSeq and is a predicted model, not a curated record. The transcript is spliced from 2 exons. Bases 1 to 1035 code for a protein of 344 amino acids. Gene Ontology annotation, cellular component: membrane. Lineage: Eukaryota; Viridiplantae; Streptophyta; Magnoliopsida; Ericales; Balsaminaceae.
AUGACUGAGUUCGACGAAAAAUUCAACAACAUAGUCAUUGAACUCUCAACCCUGGGAAAGGUAUAUAGGAACAAAGAAGUUGUUAUCAAAGUUAUGAGAGUUUUGCCUAGAGAAUGGGAUAUCAAAACGAUAGCUAUGAAGGAAUCUAAGGACCUCAACAAGAUCGAGCUAUAUGAUCUAUUUAUCGAUCUAAAUGUCUACGAGUUUGAGAUAAACUCAAGGAAUGAGGAGGAGGAGUCCACCUCCAUCACAACUCAAGCAUUGGUGACUGCUGAAGAGCCACCUGCUUCGACAUCUGUCAAGUCUGUUGAACAAAUCAACGACGAUGCAAUGCCAUUAUUUGUCAAAAAGUUUGAAAGAAUUAAUCUUUUCUAUUUAAACAAUUUGCAGAAAGUAAAAUGGGGAGAAGUGAACAUGAUCGAAGCGGAGCGUCGCCUCCUAGCGAACGCCCUCCUCGACUUAUCGAACGAACGAUUCGUCCUCUUAUCGGAAGCAUGCAUUCCUCUUUACAAUUUCCCAACAGUUUACUCCUACCUAAUAAACACGACCCAAAACUUUGUGGAAUCUUAUGAUCUCGCUGGUGCAGUGGGCCGGGGCCGAUACAACAACCGAAUGAUCCCAAUCGUCACAAUCGAUAAAUGGAGAAAGGGCUCCCAAUGGUUCCAAAUGGGCAGGUCUCUAGCUUUGGAAGUUGUAUCCGAUUGCGUUUACUUCCCAGUUUUCCAAAAACAUUGUAGGGGACAAUGUUACUCAGACGAGCAUUACUUGCCGACAUUUGUAACCACGAAAUUUGCGGAGGGGAACUCGAAUAGGACUUUGACGUGGGUUGAUUGGGAGAAAGGAGGGCCUCAUCCGACUAGGUUUGUGGGGAAGGAUGUGAGUGUGGAGAUGUUGGAGAAUAUGAGGGUAGGAAGUAAAUGUGAGUAUAAUGGGAAGGGGACUAGUUUUUGCUACAUGUUUGCUAGGAAGUUUGCACCGGAUGCCCUUCAAAGCUUGUUGAGGGUAGCCCCAAUGCUUAUGGGGUUUGUUUCUUAAU